UGAUUUUUGCCAGAAACGAAUGGAUCAAAGAUAUUUCCGUUCCAUUUAGCUAACAUUUAUAAAAUAAUUAAAACAAUAUUUUGGGGAUUACUUAUAAAUUUUUCAAUAAUUAAUAAAUAAUUUGAUUAGCAAUUUACAGGACUCAUACUCAUACCUUACGUACCGAGUGAAAUAGUAUUCAAAUACUACGUAUAAACACUAGUUGGCAACACUGAAAGUGAAAAGUUGGCAACAUUGACUAUAUCUGUCGCCAUUUUGCAAGAAUGUCAGCCAAAUCAUCAGCUUGCAGUUUUAAAUAAUUUUCUAUGAUAAUUCUCAAAAUAGUUCAGUGAUAUUUUGUUUAAAGUGCUCUUGUAAUUAAUAUAAAGCGAAAAUGGACCGUUUUAUUAGUAUGUGGAAAGUGAGGGAGUUAGCGGACAAAGUCACAAAUGUGGUGAUGAACUACACUGAGGUGGAGGGCAAAGUGCGCGAGGCGACCUCCGACGAGGCGUGGGGCCCGACCGGCCAGCAGAUGCAGGAGUUGGCACUGGCCACCUUCACGUACGAACACUUCCCCGAGGUCAUGUCCAUGCUGUGGCGGCGCAUGUUGCACGACAACAGAUCACAUUGGCGCCGUACAUACAAGUGUCUGCUCCUGUUGAGUUAUCUCGUGAGGAAUGGUUCAGAACGCGUGGUGACCUCGGCCCGUGAACACAUAUAUGAUCUCCGCUCGCUGGAAAAUUACGCGUACGUAGACGACAUCGGGAAGGAUCAGGGUAUUAACGUAAGGCACAAAGUGCGAGACUUGAUAGAUUUCAUUCAGGACGAUGAGAAACUCCGAGAAGAGAGGAAAAAGGCCAAGAAAAACAAAGACAAAUAUAUCGAUGAACCCAAAGAGUCUCGACACGAGGACGACGACUACGAGAGGGCAGAUUCGGACGGUGAAUACGGACACAGACCGAACAAGAUAAGCAAAGAGAACGUGUACCGGGACUCUGAGUCGGGCAGCCCCCCGCCGCCGGCCGCCCCCGCCGCGCCCCCCGCCCCCGGCGCCCCCGCCCCCGGCCCCGGCCCCCGCGCCUUCAGCAUCACGCUCAAGCCCCCCGCCAGGCACAAGCCCGCCACGCCCGUCAAGAAAAUAGAUCUCGGCGCGGCGGCCUCGUACGGCAAGUCUGCCAGUGCCGCCAGUGCCGCCAGCGCCGCCAGUGCCGCGACUAGUGCCGGCAGCGCGGAUCUGCUCGACGACCUGUUCAAGACUUGCGCGCCGCCCAACGUGGAGGACGACUUCGAUCCCAGAGCGGACGAGGUGAGGUCUGCGAGGAAGCAAUCCGCCGAGUUCGGGGAGUUCUUCUCUACCGCCCCCGUGGCCGCCCCCGCGGCCCCCGCCCCUGCCCCCGCCCCCGCGGCGGCGGAGGGGUUCGCGGACUUCUCCACGGCGUUUAUAGACGUGCACCCCGCGCCGCUUCCCCCACAAGGCGCGGGGCCCCUGCAGUCCAACGUGGACCUGCUGAGCGGCCUCACCGCCCCCGCCCCCGCCCCCGCGCCCGCCCCCGCCCCGCACGCGCUGGACGCGGUGACGCAGCACCUCGCCGCCGCCACGCUCACGCCCAUCACCCGCCACGGCGCCCCCGCCCCCGUCCCUGCCACAGCCCCCGCCGCCCCCGCCGCCACGCCAGGUCAGUACAUAGCUGGUGGCGUAUGUGUACUUGUUACAUUUAUACUUUUCUAUUAGGUAUAGUGCUUGGGCAAAAAAAAAAAGAAAUUCCGUUUAGUCCGUCAGGCAGGUAAUAGAAAAAUAUUGCAAACGUAUUAUUUUAUUCAAUUUAACAUUAAAUAGCUUAGUUAAAAGCACCAUAGUUGAGGAAGGCGGGCUCGUUCCGGCCCAGUUUCGCAGAAAAUGUACAGAACCGUGACAUUUCAACUCGUUGUAUCGCCCUAAUUUAUUGAAUAAGAAAAACAAUGAAAAAAUACGUGUUUAAUAUUCUUCAAUAAUCUACCUGACGUACAACAUACACAAUUAAACGAAUACUAACGCUUUCGGUGGAUAUAUUGUGUGAACUUUAACGUGGACAUUAUCCUAUUAAUAUUAUAAAGGCGAAAGUUUGUAAGUAUGGAUGUAUGGAUGUUUGUUACUCUUUCACGAAAAAACUACUGGACGGAUUUGGAUAAAACUUUACAGCAAUAUAGGUUAUACAUCAGAAUAACACAUAGGGUACUUUUUACUGGGAAAACUUCUCACUCCCACGGGAUACCGACUUCCACGCGGACGAAGUCGCGGGCGUCCACUAGUCGAAUAUAUUUUUCUACAGACAUUACACGCGAAAUAUUAAAAUCACUAUCCCACCGAGUGGAAUAA
Diatraea saccharalis (sugarcane borer) is the source of this 2335-nucleotide messenger RNA. The record is from the annotation of a GenBank genome assembly. NCBI's taxonomy places the organism in Eukaryota, Metazoa, Arthropoda, Insecta, Lepidoptera, Crambidae.